CUUUGCUCUCCGUAAACCCUUGGCGGAUUUCGUUACGAAAACUCGGUGAUGUGGUGGCGCUAUCUAGCGAGCAACUUGAGUUGCGCCCCUUGCAUAUUUACACUUUAAUCGAAUUAAAUAACGGGUUAUAUAUACACUACGGUAUUAAUACAACUUAAAAACAUGUUGACUACCGAAUGUCGGAACAUAAUUAACGAUGCUAUUAAACAUGUUAAAUACGAAUUAAUUAAUAACCAAGGGAAAGCACAGAAUGUUUUAUAAAUUCAUCGUGUUUUGUAAGGACCGGGGUUGAGAAAGUCGCCGAUUUAUAUGAAAGCUUUCAUGUCAUAAAACCAGGUAUCGCUGUCGUUAAUAUUGCGGACCAAAGAAAUUAAAUAAAACGAAUAUAAUUGAAUCAUUAAAAGCAAUAAAAAUAAGCAGGAACGUAUACUAACGGGAUAGGCAACUUCUACAUUCGCCAUGUUUACUUCCCAUGCUGAUCACGCGAGCCUUGACAAGUUUGUAGAACUAGAUGUUCAAUCCCAGUAAAAUAGAUAGGUUUUAAAGCGAUCUGGUUAGACCAUCGUUCGAAAAGCACUAUACUCGAGAACUUGUGUCUCAACUUGUUCAAAGCACCGAAUGUUUUACCAAAGAGCUCACAUGUGUUUUCUUUUAAAACUUAUAUUUACAUGCACUGUGAUUGGAUCAGCUACUCGCAGCUGCAGCCAAUCAUAAAGCGGAGCUUGUCACCGAGUUUUCAUAAUGAAAUCCGCCAAGGGUUUAUGGGGAGCAAAGCGGACCGAAAACCCUUGGCUAGCGAAGAUGCUUAUUCCCUGGGUAUCAUUAUGACCAAACUGUUACGAAGGGACCGCGAUGAUUAUUUUUUAUCCAAACAUGAACUUUGUAUUGAGAACUUGAGAGUACGAUAAAAAUAGAUAUAACGUGUCCCUGGUUAGGUGCAAGACAUUUAAGAGAGCAGUUAUUGGGAACAGUAGGGAAAGUUAGAGUUGUUUAAAAUAAAAGAACAUAACUCCUCAUGGGUAGGAAAACGAAGACCAUAUAUCUUAGGGAGCCUGAUGUCUCGCCAGAUCCUAUAUCGCUCGUUGUGUGGAAUGUUGGAGGUCCGAGUGCGGGAAAGGGAACAGCAAGCAAACGGAAAAGAGUUAUAACUGGACUUCUUGAAUCAAAACAACCUUCCCUUGUUCUAGUCCAAGAAUUUUCUUGGAUUAAAAUAAAGAGACACAAUACUUGGAAGGACGCACAUAUAACCGAUCGCUAUGAAUAUAUAGGACAUAAAGAAGCUGGUAUUUUGUACGAUACAGAUGAAUUAGAGGUCAAAAAUCUGACGACAGAGACAGAAAUAAGACCAACAAUUGAAAAAAUGCUAAGAAAAGGGGAAUUAUCCCCAGGAUUUACUCCUCUUGGAAGAAUGUUAAUAUCGGAGAUCAAAACUAAGGGCGUUCCCACGACACAUUUCCUAUGUGUCUCUUGGCACGGUUCUCAUAAUUCCAGAAAAAAGGCAGAUUUGUUAGAAGAAUUCAAGAAUUUGCUUGUCUUUAUGGAAGCAAUUGAAGACCAUUAUGACUUGCCACUCCUAAUUGGUGGCGAUUUUAACUUACAAUAUAAAGAUAUCCCUGAGAAGUUUAAAAAUUCCGGCAGCGGUUUGAUUGCUUAUAUGUAUGAUCCUCUAAAACGAAGAAGCAGCAGACUUAUAGAUUUUUACAUUGGGUCUUCGACGCUACCUUUGUCUAAAAUAGCUCCUGUUGAUUUGGAAAAAGUAGAUAAGGGUGAAGAUGCUCAGAAGAUAUUUGAUCACGAUCCUGUCGAGGCCACAUUGAUGACACACGCAAAAUCACUUUCUGGAUCCUCUCUGUGCUAUAUAAAGCCAUUAUUCAAAGACCACAUGAUAGUAUAUGAAACAUAAGUCUCACAAAUCCCAGUUGCAAAACGAUUGUCAACAUUCUGUUGAAUUUAGAAGACGGUAAAUUAAUAUAAUAUUACAAAUAUUGUUUAGCGUUUAUUUGUCCAAGAUUAUUCUUUGACAAAUUAAACUCCAUUUAAAAAUUGUAUAUGGUUUAAAUCUUUAGCAUGUUUUUGAAAUUCAAAUUUGAAUGGAGAUUUUAACAUACGAUAUGAAGAGGUCCAUACGUGCUUAAAAAACAAGGACUCUAUGCCUUUUUAAGGGGGAUGUGCGGCCAUCUUGUACAUUUGAGGAUAAAGAUGUAAACAUUUCUAGAACUGGCUUGUUUCUGCCCAAAACGGACUAAAACUGUUGUCAAAAGAUAAAAAAGCGAUAAAUAUGAGGCUCUACAUAUUGUGUUGUAUGCACUUAACGCAUACAACAGCAGAGCAAUGCCUUUUUUAAUCACCUAGAAUUGCGCAGCUACAGACGUAAGUUCAAGAUCUAAAAAUCUGAAAAAAUAUAAAAGGAAGUCAUUAGUGUCCGCUCUACAUCUAUUUGUUAAGAAAAAGGUAUAAACUCUAAACUUGCUUAUUUGAGUUGUAACUUUAUCUCAAAAGAGGGUACCCUAUUCGUAAAAUGAGUCCGAAAAACCAUCAACUCGCACGAGAUAUUUUUGUCUGUUUCUAUGGAAGUACAUGGAACAAAACUUUCAUUGAAACAUAUAUGUAUAUUUUUUAUUUAAGAGAGUGAUGUUUUUGGACCCCUACCCUUCUUCUGAAAGGAAUUAAAGUUAAUUUUUACUUAUAAAACUCGAAAGAUCCUUGGAGCUGAUACAGAGUUGUCUGUCCCAUUAAACACAGAUUGUUUAUUUGUUUCUAGGAAGAAAAAAAAAUCAAUGUGUCUCCAUAGAC
Molecule: messenger RNA, 2793 nt
Organism: Magallana angulata
Lineage: Eukaryota; Metazoa; Mollusca; Bivalvia; Ostreida; Ostreidae
Exons: 2
Coding region: 1016-1903 (295 amino acids)
Source: RefSeq, a predicted model, not a curated record